AUGUUGCAUCCUAAAAACACUGAGAUAUAUUUCACGCUCAACACUGGGGCAAAGAUGCCGGCCCUGGGGCUUGGAACGGCCAACGAAAUUGAGCAAAUCCCUGAAACUAAACAGGCUGUAAAGGCCGCAAUCAAAUCCGGCUACAGACUUAUCGAUACCGCGUGGGCGUACCGGUGCGAAGAUCGUGUAGGUGAAGCGUUGAAAGAACUUUUUGAAGAGGGAGCUAUCAAACGGGAGGAUAUUUUCAUCACAACCAAGGUCUGGCCCACACACUGGGAUAUUGCGUCCGACUCCAUUUCCCGAUCGCUGGAGAACCUUGGAGUUGAGUACGUCGAUCUGGUCCUUCAACACUGGCCUUUGUGCUUCAACAGAGUGGAAGAUAAAGACGGCGUCGAUGGCAUCGCGAGAAAUCCAACGCACCUCGAUGGAUCCGCAAAUAUCAAUGAGGAAGGGGAUUACCUGUCAACCUAUAAACAACUCGAAAAAAUGUAUCUAGCCAAGGAUCCUCGUUUCAAAGCUAUCGGUGUCUCCAACUACCCUCUGGAUUACUUGCAAAGGCUGCUGAAGGAGUGUAGAGUUGUGCCUGCUGUGAACCAGGUCGAGAUUCAUCCUCAGCUGCCUCAAAUGGAGCUACGCGAUUUUUGCACAGAGCACGGAAUCCGUCUAGAGUCAUACUCGCCCUUUGGUGCUACCGGCUCGCCUUUGACUAAAAACGCUUUGAUGCAAAAGCUAGCAGAGAAGUACUCUUGCACGCCGAAUGACAUUCUUCUGGCGUACAACAUCAGACAAGGCGUAGUCACUGUUCCACGCUCGGUCAAUCCCAAGAAUAUUGUAGCCAACAUUGAGUUCAUUUCCCUAACGAAGGAGGACUCCUCUGUUUUGAACAAAUACGGCCUGGAGAACUCUCAACGCUUUAGGAACGAAAAGUUUGCAGAAUCGAUACCUGGCUUCCGGGAGAAUUAG
Molecule: messenger RNA, 963 nt
Organism: Lachancea meyersii CBS 8951
Lineage: Eukaryota; Fungi; Ascomycota; Saccharomycetes; Saccharomycetales; Saccharomycetaceae
Source: the annotation of a GenBank genome assembly